AUGUAUCCGCAGGGAAUGAAGCGACUUGCGGAAAAGAUCGCACGAGUGCUCAACUUUGACUCGACCGUGCGAGCGCUUCUCCGAGCCUAUUCUGAUGAAGACGGAUCCUCUUGUGCCGCUUCAUUUUCUGCAGCCUCCUGUGCCCGCAGCUCUUCGCGUCUUCGGAGCAAUGUCAUGCGAAACCACAACCAGGCGUUGGACCAUCGAUGCAGUGAGAACAUUGAUACGGUGUCUGCGAAGUAUGUCGAUGAAACGCGACCUCGAAAUCCUGCCACUGAGUCUCAUCAGCUGUAA
Molecule: messenger RNA, 294 nt
Organism: Pseudozyma hubeiensis SY62
Lineage: Eukaryota; Fungi; Basidiomycota; Ustilaginomycetes; Ustilaginales; Ustilaginaceae
Exons: 2
Coding region: 1-294 (97 amino acids)
Source: RefSeq, a predicted model, not a curated record